This is a messenger RNA of Tuber melanosporum (Perigord truffle), 1436 nucleotides long. RefSeq lists its product as uncharacterized. Gene Ontology annotation, molecular function: catalytic activity. Lineage: Eukaryota; Fungi; Ascomycota; Pezizomycetes; Pezizales; Tuberaceae. The transcript has 6 exons. The coding region runs from base 117 to 1436 and encodes 439 amino acids. The record is from RefSeq and is a predicted model, not a curated record.
ACAAGUUAGAUCGUAGCUCGCGCUUGGAGCCUCAAACAACAAACUUUGCACUCCUUCCUUCAUUCAUUCCUUCAUUCCCGCUUAUUUCCCUGCCAAGGUCACCCACCAAUGAAACCAUGCAUCUCCACCGCUUAAGCCUCUUCCCCGGACCCCGAAGUCUACGUCUACGUUUACGGGGUUACUCUACGAGUUUGUCUGAAGCUGUCGACCAGUCAAAGUCGAAGCUACCUUUGAAAGGAUUGAGAGUCUUGGAUUUGACGAGGGUACUUGCUGGACCGUAUUGUACGCAGAUAUUAGGAGAUCUUGGGGCGGAAGUCAUUAAGGUUGAACACCCAACACGUGGGGAUGAUACUAGGGCGUGGGGACCACCGUAUGCACCUUCGAAAGAUGGGGGGAAGGGUGAGAGUGCUUACUUUUUGGCUGUUAAUCGGAACAAAAAAUCCCUAGGACUCUCCUUCAAGCAUCCAUCCGGCCAAUAUAUUCUCCAGCACCUAGCCAAAGCCUCUGAUAUCCUCGUGGAGAACUACCUGCCCGGGACCCUCAAGAAAUACGCACUGGACUACCCGACCCUGCACGAAAUGGCCCCUCACCUAAUCUACGCGAGCCUAACAGGCUACGGCCAGACGGGGCCGUACAAGGACCGCACGGGCUACGAUGUGAUGGUAGAAGCAGAAAUGGGGCUCAUGCAUAUCACUGGGGAGCCUGAAAGGCCGCCGGUGAAGGUCGGGGUUGCGGUCACGGACUUGACCACUGGGCUGUACUGCUCCAAUUCAAUCCUCGCAGCAGUGAUUGCCAGAGCCGGGAAUGGUGGAGUGGGACAGUGGAUUGAUGUUGCGUUGAGUGAUUGCCAGGUUGCUACUUUGGCGAAUAUUGCUAGUUCCGCUUUGAUAUCUGGGAAGGGGGAUGAGGGCAGGUUCGGGACGGCGCAUCCUUCUAUCGUGCCUUACGAGUCUUUCCCUACCGCUGAUGGGAAUAUUUUAUUGGGUGGUGGGAAUGAUAGACUUUAUGCUAUACUCUGUCAGAAGAUUGGGAAACCAGAGUGGAUAACUGAUCCGCGGUUUGCGACCAACGAGGAACGUGUCAAGAAUAGGAAGAUUCUGGUCCCUAUGAUGGUGGAAAUAACUAGGUCUAAGACUACCCAGGAAUGGUUGGAGAUAUUUGACUCCAGCGGAAUUCCGUACGCCGCUGUCAACGACAUUCAAGCCACGUUAUCCCACUCCCACGUUAUCGCCAGAGACAUGGUCAAGACAGUGCACCACCCGACAUGCGGCGACAUUAAACUCGUAAACACCCCGGUGAAGUAUUCUGAUUCCACGCCGGGAAUCAGGACACCACCCCCCACGCUGGGUCAGCACACGGACGAAGUGUUGAUGGACCUUCUUGGAUUAAGCAGUUAUGCGGUGGAGGAACUUAGGAGAGACGGGGUUGUGGCUUAG